Zeugodacus cucurbitae (melon fly) is the source of this 1317-nucleotide messenger RNA. RefSeq names its product ubiquitin-like-conjugating enzyme ATG10 (gene Atg10). Gene Ontology annotation, biological process: protein lipidation; macroautophagy; protein modification by small protein conjugation. The coding region runs from base 568 to 1227 and encodes 219 amino acids. The record is from RefSeq and is a predicted model, not a curated record. Gene Ontology annotation, molecular function: Atg12 transferase activity. The transcript has 4 exons. Gene Ontology annotation, cellular component: intracellular anatomical structure. NCBI's taxonomy places the organism in Eukaryota, Metazoa, Arthropoda, Insecta, Diptera, Tephritidae.
ACGUUUGACAUACAUAGUUAUUCCAAUUCAACUGCUGUGCUUGUUUGUAUUUUAGCUAUGUUUUCAGUUUAAGUUUUAAUUAUAGAUAUACGUUAAGUAUACGUUAUUAUACGCUUGGACUAGAUGUUGUUUGUCUGCUUACAAAAACAUAUCGUCUAGAGAACAAAAAUAUCAAUGACAAUUAUAGCAACUAUUUAAGUAAAUAAAUGUUGAUAAUAUGAAUUGAGAGAAAAAUCUGUAGUUUUUUUUUAACUUUAUUUAUGGUGUUUUGGUGGUUAUUUGCGCUGGUGAAGAGGUUUUCGUGUUGGUUUUUUAUACUAAUUAUAAAAAAAUUAUGGUAAACAAAAACAGCUGAUCUAAUGACAUACGCAAAUACCGCAACCACAGCAGUCUAUUCUACGCAAUUUGUUGCUUGAUCGAACUUUUUUCGUUGUUUUAUUAACAUAAAUUCACUCGGGAGGUUCCUAGCUAUGCAGUUGACUAUGUAGUAAGGACGACUGCUGUGAUUGCGCAAUUCUAUGCCCUACCAGCAUAAACACAUACACUAAAUAAUAAUAACAUUUAAAAAUGUCAAUCGUCACACUGAGCUGGGAGGAGUUUUUGCAAGAAGCUACAGAGUUUCAAAAGAUUUCUGAUAGUCUAGGUGACACUUGGACUUUGUGUAAGAAGAUCUGUACUGUAAAUCUAAUAUUGCAGGAUGAACAAGAGGGCAAUGCAUAUCUCAUUUACGAACAGAAAAUAAUAAACACUGUUGAUCAGAAAAGUGAUUGCGAUGCUUUGGAAGAAACUAAUGAUUGUAUAGUGCAUGAAAUUGCAGCGCUACCAACGCCAAGUAAUGAUUUACUUAAAAUUGAAUAUCACAUCAUUUACAGCAUAUCUUAUCAAGUGCCGGUUAUGUAUUUUCGCAUCUAUCGUAGUGACGGCAGCAUGUUGUGUAUCGAAGACGCCUGGCGCAUAUUUCGUAGCUAUAGCAGCAACACCAGUAAUACCAAUAGUGUGGAUGCUACUGCUCAACGCACCGUUGCAGAUAUGCUGAGCAUUAUGACGCAAUUGGAUCAUCCGGUGCUGGGCAAACCAUAUAUAGCAAUACAUCCCUGCCGUACGGCGGAGUUGCUGGCGCAAGCGGGUAGCAGUCGCAAUCGCAUACUCACCUUUAUCAGUUUGAUGGGUCCGUAUGUGCAAUUAAAUUUAAGAAAUGAAUAUGGCAAGGAGUACUCUGAUAGCUAAAUUGUUAAUUACAAGUAAAUACUACUUACUUGAGAGUAUACAAAUUGAAUAAAGCUUUGUGGUGGUGAAUAUUUUCAUAUUUUAUUUAUA